Wallemia ichthyophaga EXF-994 is the source of this 2568-nucleotide messenger RNA. Its product is annotated as Nuclear cap-binding protein subunit 1. Gene Ontology annotation, biological process: mRNA export from nucleus; nuclear-transcribed mRNA catabolic process, nonsense-mediated decay. Lineage: Eukaryota; Fungi; Basidiomycota; Wallemiomycetes; Wallemiales; Wallemiaceae. Gene Ontology annotation, molecular function: RNA cap binding; mRNA binding. The transcript has 3 exons. The coding region runs from base 1 to 2568 and encodes 855 amino acids. Gene Ontology annotation, cellular component: nucleus; nuclear cap binding complex. The record is from RefSeq and is a predicted model, not a curated record.
AUGAGCGGUUAUUACGAUAACAGAGGCGGAAGUAGACGAGGCGGAAGAGACGGAGGGAGUAGAGGUGGUUACCAAAAGCGUAAUUUCUAUAGGGAUGAUCACGUCGAACCUCAAAGAGAUACUCGCUGGGAGAAGCUUGAAUCUCGCAUAAAGAACCUCGCAGAAGAUGAUGGAUUUGAAAUAGAAUCUGAUCUACCAAGAUUAGCUAGAGCUAUUCAAGCCGCGUUUGAAUACUACGAAGAUGUGAUCCCAGAUACAAUUUACAAGUUUUUUACACAACAACCCCACAAAUCUCAGUUAUAUGCAUCGCUGGUCUUACUUUUGUCUAUUUCAUUUGACAACCAAGAUAAUCAAGACGCUGGAAUUGUUGGUCAGAAAGUACUCGACCACUGUUUGAUUAGAUGGAAGGAUGCCUUGGAAAGUAGAAGAUGGAUGGAAAUGAGAAUUGGCACUAACUUCUUUGCCAACUUGGUUCCUGCUCUUAUUUCACCUGAAUCGUUCUAUGAGACUAUUAACACGUUCGUCAAAGUGCUAGAGGAGCCAGGCGUAUCAUCGCUUCGAGCCGAAAGAGCGAUUGAGUGUGCAUCCGAAGCACUUAUAUACGCUAGCAGCUUCCUCACAACUCAAUCAAAAGAAAGAUACGAAGGUUUCGUAAACAGAAUAGAGCAGUAUGUUCAAAAUGAAGAGAUAAAUGACACGAGACUGUUGCUCUACCCAUGGGUCAAUCUACCAAAAAAUAACAGCAGGAACAAGGUUGACAAUUGUGUCGAUCCAAUUCAAAUUUAUAUCAAGACUUUACGUUCUCUUUCCGAGUCAGAAUUUAAAGAUCCUAAGCUACCUUUGUUUGAUAUAGAAGAGGUUUUACCAACUGUCCGAGAAGUUGAUCCUGCAUUACGCACAGAAUUACCCAGCUUGUUGGUACCAGCUGACGAUUAUAAUACUACCUCAAGGCCCAACAGUGAACUUUCUAGAUGGAAGUUACAUAUUAUCGAAGAUGACACAGUCCCUUCACCUGACUCUGGAGAUGGCGUCAUUGUUUACUCCGUCCUCAGAGAUAUGAUUACGCUAUACAAUAGAAAUAGGAUCGACUGCGCAAAAAUAUUGAUGGACGUGCCUACAUUCUUUCAAGGUAAUCUUUUCAAUGUUGAUGGGUAUAGUUUGGAGUCUACCCUUGUUUCAACAAUUUUGAGCGAGUUACUCACCCUUCCUGAGCCCAAACAUCCCAAACUUUAUUACUCUAGUCUUAUUACUGAGCUAUGUAAGCUAAGUCCAAAGACCGUUGCUCCAGCUCUUGGUAGAUCCAUACGCAAAAUAUAUGGCUUCAUCGGUGAGGGCUUGGAUGUAGAGAUCAUAAUGCGAUUCAGCGAGUGGUUUGCAACUCAUCUGUCCAACUUUGGCUUCAAUUGGGUGUGGAAAGAAUGGAUACCUGAUUUAGACUUACCUGACAAUCAUCCAAAGAGGAUGUUUAUCAAAAGGGUGAUUGAAUUGGAGAUUCGUUUGAGCUAUUUCGAUAGGAUUAAUCAAACACUUCCCGAGGCACUCCUCAACAAGGCUGGUAUGGUGGUAUCUCCAAUGCCAAACUUCAUCUACGCGAACGAAGAGCAUCCAUAUAAUGCAACAACAACGAGUGUUAUGGAUUCAAUGAGAAACAAGAUAACGUCAGAUGCCAUGAUAAAGAAUAUCGUCAAAAUCGAAGAAGAUUUGAAAGAGAAUCCAUCAUUACCACAAAGCGGAAACUCUGCUAAGAAGGUUGCUAGAGAUAUAGCCACGCAGUGUUUAUUAAAUGUUGGCUCGAGAUCUUUCUCUCACUUUCUCAAUGUGAUUGAGAAGUACAUUGAAGUCAUAAAAUAUCUCACUGCUGAUAAAGAUUCCCGUAUCGAUUUGCUGAGAUCUGUUGGUAGGUUUUGGGUAAGAAACAGUCAAAUGAAGAAGAUAAUAGUGGACAAAUUGCUUCAAUACAGACUGAUUGAACCAACUGAUGUUGUUCAAUGGUUAUUCAAUCCAAACGAUCCAGAAUUCCCUUCGGAAGUUGAUGACACCGUGUAUCAAAUAGGAUGGUCAGAUUUAAACUUUGGAGAUUUAUUAAAAACCGCUCUCAACAAGGUCAACACCAGAGUAAAUCAACAAUAUCAAAAGUUAGUUGAAACGAAGAAAAAUGAUGAGGAAGUCGCAUCGAUUGCUAAAGCGCGUAACAUGGAGAUAGACAAUGAAGAUGAGACUACUAAGGAAGAAGAAAGAAGAGAUUACUCACAGCUGCAAUUAACGUUUGACAAUCUCAACAGAGAGCAAAGAGAAUGUUUCGUCUUGCUUGUUCAAGCAUUUGUUGAAGCGUUAGAAGGUGUCGACAGUAUUUCUGACAAGAGUAUAGAAGAGUAUACAGAUCAAGAUUGGGACAAGUGGUUAUCUUGGUCAUGGUACCAAGCUUUCUUGAGAGAAUAUUGGCCAUCUAUCUCCGAAACUGUGGAGACCAUUCAGGUACUAUCGUUCAAUUCUCUAACAGACAAAGAAAACGACCCUCGCUGGCAAUUGUGGAAAUCUGCCCUUGCCUUGUCGAACAGAUGCAAUUGA